AUGGACGGAGGAGGAUCUUCCAUUAAGUAUUUGACUGAUCAAAAUAAUACAGCACAAUUGGCAGAACAAUUUAAUGAUUUUUAUUUAUCAAUUACAUCACCAAAGAUAAGUCAAGUUGGGAAUUAUAGAAUUAUUGAAGAAAUUGGGGGAGGUACAUUUGGGAAAGUUUAUUUAGCAAAACAUGUACUAUUAAAUAUAGAUGUUGUUUUGAAAUGUGGACUACUAGAUGAUCCAAAUAUUGUGAGAGAAAUAUAUUACCACAAGCAAUUAAAACAUAAAAAUAUUGUUAGUGUUUAUGAAGUAAUUAAAACUGAAAAUCAUCUUUGGAUUGCAAUGGAAUAUUGUGAAGGUGGAGAAUUGUACUACUUAAUAUAUGAAAAAAAAAGAUUAACUCUAAAAGAAUGUCAAACUUUAUUUUUUCAAAUAGUAAUUGGAGUUCAGCAAGUACAUUUAAUGAAUUUAAGUCAUAGAGAUCUAAAAUUGGAGAAUAUAUUGUUAGCAGAUAGUAGGAAAACUAUAGUUAAAUUAACAGAUUUUGGAAUGAUUAGAGAAUACAAUCCACAAUCUAGGAAAUUCCUAUCAACAAUUUGUGGAACUCCAGUUUAUAUGGCACCAGAAUUAAUAAGUGGUCAAAAAUACUCAGGUUUUGCAAUAGACAUUUGGUCAUUAGGUAUUAUACUAUAUACAAUGUUGUAUGGUCAAUUACCGUUCGAUGAUGAAGAUGAAAUGAAAAUAAAAAUAAAAAUUGUACACGAUAAACCUGAAUUAAGUGAAAUGGUACCCGCUGAUGUUAAUCUGUUAAUAUCGAAAAUGUUAAACAAAGAUCCAAUUAAACGACCAAGUAUUGGAGAGAUUUUAAACGCACCAUUUUUGAUUGAUUUAUACAAUAAGCACCUAGAAAGAACUCAAAGAAGGGCACAUGGUGACGCAGAAUCAAUCAUUUCAAUCAAUCAACAUUACAACUGUGUAAAUAAACCAUUCACCACAAGAAUCGAGAGAGAAUUACUUCGGAAAUUACAAAAACUUGAUAUAGAUAUUGAUGAACUUCAAGCUAGCGUUUACAAUAAUGAAAUGAAUUCAUUGACUGCAUUUUAUGAGUUACUUUUGACACAAGAGUUCUCCAAAAAGAAGAAGAAAUAUAUAAGAGACAAAAAGAGAAAAUAUUAUGAAGCCAAAAGCUCGUUGAGAAAAUCAAGGAAACGAGUUAAAAGUGCACUUUCAUUAUCCGACCAAUCUACAGGAUCUCAACCAUUAGAAAGAAUUAUAUCAUCAUUAAGUUUAGCAUCAAAUAAAAAUUCAAGUAAAACCAAUUUAGCAAGAUUGUCAACAUACUCAAGAAAAUCAGGAGAACUACCAAAUCUGCCCAAAUCACCAUCAGUUAAAGGGUUUAAUACCGAUCAAACAAAUAACGUGAAUACAACUACAGACUUACAACGAGAUCUGGCAGUUUCUCCUACUGCAACCAAAAUUGAUACUCCAUUGCAUCGCACAGUUUCAUUUGUACCAGAUGAGAGAAGACUAUCUAAUGUUUCGUCUCAAAGAGACUCCAUAAAAAAGUUAAAUAAAAGUAAUAAACUUUUUAAUAAAUUACAAUUUUGGAAAAAAAAUAAGUGCGAAGAUGAGUUUGAGAAAGAUGAUGAUAUUGUACUGUAUUCUAAUGAAAAAUCAGAUAUGGAGAUAGAAUCAAGAGACGAAGGUUUAGAAAUUAAUGUUCAACCAAGUCCUGAAAAAAUUGCUCAGAAUCAAAUUCAUCAUUCAAAUAAUGAUACCAACGGCCCUUCAAUUAUAGUUCAAGAACCUAGUUUGGAACCAAAGCCAGAAAAUAUAUUUUUAGGAAACCCAGUAGCAAUAUCAAAUUCUUUAGAGUCUCCAAGAACACCUCCAUCUGCAGAAGGAAGAAGUUUUGCAAGAACCAGACCAUCUUCCAUGAUUUCACAAUUCAGUCAACUCAGUAGACUAAGUCAAAUGUCAACCAUGUUAUCAGAGUCAGAAUUAGAUAUAUUAGACGAGACAGAUACAUUAGAUGAUGAUUACGAAGAAGAUGAAGCAUAUGAAUCAAGUUUAAAUAUAUCACAAGCAGAAAAUAGACCAAGCUUAUCUAACAGGGUACCUAUGAAGAAAAGACCAAGUUAUAAAAGAACUUUAUCAUCGGAUUUAUCUAUACAAUCUGCAUCUACUAGUGGUAUACCUGCAAAUAUUAGAAAGAAACUGUCAAUGUCUAAGUUGCAUAGUAAUUCUUCUGCCGAAGAUGGACCAGAUGAUAUGAAGAAUGAUGAGAACAUGCCUAUUGGUGUUGAUCGAGAGAAGAAUAAGUUGAAACUCUUAUCUUCUGACGCAACGAACCUUAAGUUAAACAACAUAAGCAAUGGCCACGACCACGAGAAUUUACCAUUCCACCGUUCACCAUCUCCUCCAGUGUCAUUUAAAUUCAACAACAAACCACCGUCAAAAGAUCAAAAAGUGACUAAAAAAUUAAUAUCUCCAUCUUUUACUAGUGGUAAUAACAAUCUACCUAAAAGUUAUCAAGAUACAAAACAAGUCAAUGAUUGGAUUAAUAAUUCACAAAGAAUUAAUGGAGGUGUAAGUGGCUAUAACAAUAAAGUCAUGUAUGGAUCAGUAAUUAAUGAAGAAGAAGAAGGUGAUGAAUCAUGA
This is a messenger RNA of Lodderomyces jiufengensis, 2652 nucleotides long. Its product is annotated as non-specific serine/threonine protein kinase. The record is from RefSeq and is a predicted model, not a curated record. Lineage: Eukaryota; Fungi; Ascomycota; Pichiomycetes; Serinales; Debaryomycetaceae. The transcript has a single exon. Bases 1 to 2652 code for a protein of 883 amino acids. Gene Ontology annotation, cellular component: cytoplasm. Gene Ontology annotation, molecular function: ATP binding; protein serine/threonine kinase activity. Gene Ontology annotation, biological process: intracellular signal transduction; protein phosphorylation.